GGAGGCGCCCCCACAACGCUUCACAGCACAUCACAAUCGUGUAUUGAGAACAUGAAUAUUUCAUGACAAGUAAGAAAGAUGAUGGGAGAUGUUUCCAAUAGACGGUUGGGAUGUGCUGUGAACUCCUACGUCAGAGGUUGGAAGGUUGUAGUUCUUCGGGUUUGACUUUGACCUGCGCCUCCAAUUUUGGAGGGACACCGAAUGAUGACCAUGUCAACUAUGGGGUGAUCGGCCGGGAGCUUCCUCGUCGAAUUGGUUACCAUUGCAACUUUAGCCUAUGCUAAUUGAGAUUCGAGGCACUUCAUACUAUUUUGCAUUUGAAUUGUGAAUAAAAAUGCCUUGGCAUCCUGAUGCUUUACCGCUUUCCAGUUAUCACGCAGAGGCCGACUGAUUCUCACGAAACCAAGGGUCUGCCGAUGAUGAGAUACCAUCUUCCAUGGGGACAAGCGAGUUAGUUAGGUCAUGGUAGCAGCAUGCAAUUCCUGAGGCCUUUGUGCGUACGUUAACGGAAGGAAGAUUUUUUAAUACUAGCAAUGGAUCAUUUUGAACAAGUUUAUAGAAAUCAAAUAUCAGCACUUGCUCGAUUAGUGUGUGCAGUAAAAUGUGUAAAGGAUGACACUGUUCCAUGCAGAAUUGAAGAGGGCCUCUUCUUGGGAUCUCUUGGAGCUGCAUCUAACAAGAAUGUGUUGAAAGGUUUGAAUGUCACUCACAUCUUAACUGUUGCCAACUUACCAGCGCAGAGCUCUCUAUUACUUACAAGUGAUUUCAUGUGUAAGACGGUUGAAGUGGCUGAUAAAGAAGAUAUGGAUAUAGUGCAACAUUUUGAUGAGUGUUUCAAUUUCAUUGAUGAGGCAAAAAGGGUGGGUGGAGGUGUGCUCAUUCAUUGUUUUAUGGGGAGAUCUAGAAGUGUCACAGUUGUUGUAGCUUAUUUGAUGAAAAAGCAUCACAUGUGUCUAUCCCAAGCUUUGGAUUAUGUUAAGAGUAAAAGGCCACAAGCAGCCCCUAAUCCUGGUUUUAUGCUGCAAUUACUGAACUUUGAAAAAUCUCUCAGAGGUGAGAGCUAAGGUGGUUGCACAGAGGGGGUUCAAUAUGUUUGCCUCCAUAACUCCUUUUGUACAGAGUUCAGCACAAUAUGUCUCUCUCUCUCUCUCUCAUUUGGAAAAAGAUUUGGACCACUGUUUUUCAAAGAUCGGACAUGUAAGUAGAAGAUCGGAUGCGUCCAAAAUGAAUAGCAUUGUGAUUACUAUGGUUAUUUGGUUGCGAAUUAGAUUACCAGAGUUGUAAUUCUGAUAUGACUUGUAAACCACCCAGCUUAAACGCAACAGAUUUUCUCUUCAAUUCAUGUUGGAUUCAGGUUUGGAAUUGUAUGACCAAUACAUUUUUUAAUGAUACCAAGCACCAACCCUAUUGAAACCA
Molecule: messenger RNA, 1416 nt
Organism: Nelumbo nucifera (sacred lotus)
Lineage: Eukaryota; Viridiplantae; Streptophyta; Magnoliopsida; Proteales; Nelumbonaceae
Source: RefSeq, a predicted model, not a curated record